Molecule: messenger RNA, 816 nt
Organism: Mycena indigotica
Lineage: Eukaryota; Fungi; Basidiomycota; Agaricomycetes; Agaricales; Mycenaceae
Exons: 2
Coding region: 136-816 (226 amino acids)
Source: RefSeq, a predicted model, not a curated record
GCCGACCAUCAGCGGUCCGAUGAUACGCGUCGUCGGCGUGAGACCAGUCUCGACUGCGGUCAGAGGAUCCCGUUCGGUAGAUAUGGAGAACAUUUCUACUUCGUCUGUCUCCCCUUUCCAUCACCCCCAACUUCUAUGUCCCUGGCUGCUGUUGCCUUCUCGCUCUUUUUACCUUCGCUCGCUGCAGUUCUGACGGCCCAUCCUCAUCGCUCGCCGUUUCCUAUAUCACACACAAGAUUCCACAACUUUGCUGCAGAUGUCGAACCUGUGAGCUCUAGUGCUAGUGAGGAGCUGCCUUCUGCUGUCAUUGCGCCGUUCACAAGCACCGAAUCCUCUUCGAGUUCUUCUACCCUUUCAUCCUCACUCCCCACAUCAACCCUUCUACCGGACCUCCCUGACAAUGGCGGCAACACUUCCCCAGUCCCGUUCAUCAUAGCUGCCGUCCUGCUCGCCGUACUCUGUGGUUGUGCUAUCGCAUUUGGAAUCGUCAAGUGCCGCCGACAGCCACACACCAGUGGCAGACGGAUGCGACCAGUGUCCGCCUCACCUUCUGAGCGGUUGCGCACAGCGAUGGUCGGCCGAUGGUUUGUCUGGAUGCGUCCAAGCAUUCCUAGGGAGUCCUGGCAACCACCUCCGCCUUACGCGCCAAGACCGCCAUCUUAUACAGCCGAGGAUGGUGUCAGUCAUCCGACCAGCGACGAGAAGCAGGAGAAUCCGGGCGCCAGAGUUGUCGAUAGGCCAGUGCCAACAUCGCCCACCGUGACGACUCUCUCGACGGCCUCUACAUCUGACCAUCCGGACCACAAUUCACCAUGA